Molecule: messenger RNA, 7930 nt
Organism: Gigantopelta aegis
Lineage: Eukaryota; Metazoa; Mollusca; Gastropoda; Neomphalida; Peltospiridae
Product: serine/threonine-protein kinase greatwall-like
Exons: 13
Coding region: 48-3209 (1053 amino acids)
Biological process (GO): intracellular signal transduction; peptidyl-serine phosphorylation
Cellular component (GO): nucleus
Molecular function (GO): protein serine/threonine kinase activity; ATP binding
Source: RefSeq, a predicted model, not a curated record
AGAAAUUAUACGUGAUGUGAUGGCAAACAUACUGUCAUAGAUGUGUCAUGGAAGAAAAUGCAACAAGCAGGGAAAAUGUGUAUAAUAAUGAAAACAGUUGUACUGCAGGGCCUCACGAUGUUGAUUCAGAAGCGAGGCUGCCACAAAUCGAAGAUUUUGUUUUCAUCAAGCCAAUUAGCAAAGGAGCUUUUGGGAAGGUUUUUCUUGGUCAUAAGAAGAACGUGCCCAGCAAACUGUAUGCUAUUAAGGUUAUGAAGAAAGCGGAGCUUGUUAUCAAGAACCUGAAGAAGCAAGCGACAGCUGAACGAGAUGCCAUGGCAGUGUCACGGAGUCCAUUUAUUGUUCAUCUCUACUACUCACUGGAGUCACAACAGAAUAUAUUCCUUGUGAUGGAAUAUCUAAUUGGCGGUGAUGUUAAGAGUCUGUUGGCAAUCUGUGGUUACUUUGACGAAGAGAUGGCCGUUAUGUACACCGCUGAAGUGACCUUGGCAUUGGAGUAUCUCCAUCGUCAUGGCAUUGUUCAUAGAGACUUAAAGCCAGACAACAUGCUUAUUACAGACCAGGGCCAUAUCAAAUUGACUGACUUCGGUUUAUCAAAGAUAUCUGUGGAUAUUGCUCAUUCGGAGUAUUUGAACAAAAGUCCUCAUGAUCAGUUCCGCACCCCUGGACAGAUUUUGUCUUUGAGAUUACGCUUUCACUUGCCUUCAACUAGGAAACCAGCAAGAUCAGUUCUCGAGAGUCCAGGCACCCCGGCUGUUUUCCGAUCCAGAAAGAAAUUCCGAACGCCACUUCGUGAGAGAAGGUUGAGCAUCUCACUGUCACGGUUUUCCUUCAACUCCAUGUUGAACCGCAAGCUGAGCAGUUCGUCGAUUGCCCGCCUGACUCCACCCGUACAGAGUCUGACACCGACGCUACAGGAUUCUCUCAACUGGGACUCGACCUUGAACGACAGGAGUUUUUCUCGCCGUAGGCGGUCAUCAAGCAUCUCCGACUGCAGUAGAAGCAGCCACAACAUUUCCAUGGCCAGCGACAACUGUGUGUUCUUCGGUGCUGAAGACCGUCUCCCGGGAGAUGUGGAAAAUGCUGACACUGAAAAAGAAAACCGGACAGAGUUGGCGACAGAUUGCUCUGGGAAGUGCCAGAGUCACUGCAAAGUUCCUUCACGGCAGGAGAGCUUUUCAGAUGACACCCCUCAGCUACACAGGACGAACGAGUCAGUGUGGAAUUCGUACGCAGCCAAGAAUCUGCGGAGCAUGAGGGAAGGAUCGUAUUCUGAAGAAAGCGACGAUGAACACAUGCUCAUUUUAAAUGCCAUGUCCGAUUCAGAACAGAGUUACUUCAGCACAAAAGAGUUUUGUUCUCCGACGUCCGUGAAUGUGUCUGGAAAUCUGGUUUCAAAUAUUUCGGUUCAGAGUAGUCGGUACAGCUACCAUUCUGAAGAUGAAAACGACGCUGACUUUUGUCCUGGUCCUCGCAGGUCUUUCUCGCGUGUAAACGACAGCAUGCUUUCGCAACCAGGAAGUGGCGAGUUGCCUCUUCUGAGAACAAUUCAAGAAGAGAACAAGAAUUUGGUUUCGUCAGAUUCGGAGGAUAAUGAAAUUGCUAGCUGUAAUUCCGACUUCCCAUUCGCACCCGAUGUGUCCAUGAAGUGUCGGAGAGUGGCACGCAAGAGAUCGCGAUCUCGUAUUCUUCCAGAUGAUGUCUCGCUGAUUCAAAGUACCGGUCUCUCGCCUCAAGUCAGGGAUAUCUGCCUGUCCAGUAAUGAUACACCACAGACCUACAGCAAGUCUUCUACUGAGAUUGCAGACAAUGAAUUUCACAGUAUUUUGCCAAGAUGGCAUAGUGCUCCUGCAGAGUCUUUCAGUUCAAGCGUUAGCGAAGAAUCAAAUACUUCAAGGGCUGUCGGCACCAAAAAACGGACAUUGAAGUCAAAGAGAAAGCCUCUUAAUGCUCGGACGGGCCUGACGCAAGGUAUUGAUAAUAUUAGCAUCGUGCCAGGGUGUCACACGAACUUCAGAUCAAAGAAAAGAAGCUUCGAUUUGGUGGAUGAUCAUCUUGAGCAUUCGUCAGAGGCUUCAUCGUCACAGAGUUGUGGCAUGGCCGAUGGUCAGGUCAAGGUGUAUGGCGAUGAACACAGACUCAAGAAGACGGACAAUCGAGAGACGCCAUUAAAGAUGGCUUCUGUGAUCAAUCGAGAAACGCCAUUAAGGAUGGCUUCCCUGUACGAUCGAGAGACGCCAUUAAAGAUGACUUCCCUGAACGAUCGAGAGACGCCAUUAAAGAUGACUUCCCUGAACGAUCGAGAGACGCCAUUAAAGAUGGUUUCCCUGAACGAUCGAGAGACACCAUUAAAUAUAACUUCCCCAAAUGAUGGCAGGUUGUUGUCAAGCACAUCCGCGGAGUGGGUCAGUCUUGGGUUUAGUGAAGAGCGGCUGCGGUGCAAGGAGGACAACAAUACGUCCAGCGAGGAUGUCUCGUUGAACGACCAGUCACAAACACCGCUGAGGCCAAGGACCGGUUCUGUGUGGACACCAAAUAGCGCAGAGAGAGCUACAUCGCUGGGGUCUACGGCUUGGUCGGCCGCAGUGACUGGAACACACAAGAAAGAUGUGCAGUUCACCUCGGAGCACGGCUCAGAGGAGGUUAUGUCUUACCACCAUUCUUCUAGUAUAAGCAAGGGUAAAGGUUUGUACACACCAUACCACACACCUGGUAAGACUCCGCUGAGAACCCCUAAAAGUGUCAGACGUGGCCAGCAGCAACUGCAGGAUGAAAAGAGGAUUCUAGGGACUCCGGACUAUCUGGCACCAGAAAUCCUUCUUCAUAAACCGCACGAUGCUGCUGUUGAUUGGUGGGCUCUUGGUGUUUGUCUCUUUGAGUUUCUGACAGGCUUGCCGCCAUUUAACGAUGAAACGGCAGAACUUGUUUUUCAGAAUAUUCUCAAUAAAGAUAUUCCAUGGCCUGAGAAUGACGAGGUAUUAAGUGAUCCAGCGCGUCAUGCUAUAGAUGUUCUGCUGACAAUGGAUCCUCGCGACAGGCCAAAUGCUGAAGUUGUGAAAGGUCUGUCGUUGUUUUGUGACACCGACUGGGAUAAUCUUCUGAAGAUGGAAGCCCCAUUUGUGCCCCAGCCCGACGAUGAUACAGACACCAGUUACUUUGAAGCACGGAUGAAUAUGCAGCACUUGGUAGUUUCAGAGAUUGACCUGUAAACUGUAUCAACAGUUGAUGAAAAGUCUACAGUCAACCAGUUAACUAGAUCAGCAAUUUAUGUAGAAACUGGUUGAUGAAAAGUCUACAGUUAACUAGAUCAGCAAUUUAUGCAGAAACUGGUUGAUGAAAAGUCUACAGUUAACUAGAUCAACAAUCUAUGCAGAAACUGGUUGAUGAAAAGUCUACAGUUAACCAGUUAACUAGAUCAGCAAUUUAUUCAAAAACUGUUUUUACAAAUCAACCAGUAAAUUGUGUUAACACAGGGCUCGCACUGCCUAUAGCCAAAUUAGCCAGUUGUUAAUUUCUACGUUAAAUAAUUGGCCUCAACAUUUAGCGUUAGUCUUAUGAAAGUGUCUGAUUUUCAAGAAAAUAAGCUACAUAUCUGAACAUUGGCUCAAACAAAAAGAAUUCAGUGUGAGUCCUGAAAAAGAAACGUUAGUGCUAGCUCAUACCACAAUGUAGUAAUUAUUCAUUUCUAUCAGUUUGACAUAUCAGUAUUUAAUAAAAUCAGUAUGUUCAGGGUUUUUAUAUGCAUUGAGCUUUACUGCUCAUGUGUACAGGCUUAAAAUGUGUUAACCAUAGCAAUAUUUAAUGUUGGCGACACUUAUUUAAGCUUGAAUUUGUAAGUCGUAUAACCAACUGGUUCAGGUAACAGUAUAGAAAUUCCAAAUGAGCUGACAAGAUGUAUUUUAGGGAGGGGACCAAAGACAAAAGGACACAUGGACCCUGAAAAGUACAUUUCAAUAAAAAUUGUAACCAAAUUGUUCAUGAAAAGGAGCACUUUAAUUAGUUUUUUUACAGGGUACAGGUCACCCUCAUCUCCUGGCCUGGAUCCAGCCAUGGAUAUUUCAUGUAAAAAAAAAAGUUCUUGUUUUAUUGGAAUGACUUUAUGAACACAUUCUGUUCACAGCAUUUUGCUGUUUAUGGAAAAAUUAAUAAUAAUAUUGUCCUGUUAAAGUAAAAAUGUAUUUGAUGUUUAUUGAGAAAAUAUUUACCGACGGUCAUUAACACGGAUGCCACGUAGAAUGCUUUGAACAAUGUAUUUAUUGCUUUUGACCUGCAAUUAUCUGAAUAAUGACAUUCCUGCACCGAAAUAAAAUAAACAAUUAUUCUUGGAUAUAGAAUAUAGACCUAAAGUUUCACUACAAGAAAUUGGUGGACCUGUGCUGAGCUCUGAUUGGGUUUUCUCCUGUCUCACAACUGGCGUAUUAAAGGCUGGUAUGUGCUAUUCAGUCUGGUAGCAUGCUUUUAAAAGAUCCCUUGAUGCUAAUGGAAGAGUUUAGGUGUUUUGUUUAUGUGCCAGAACGACCAAAUGUUUAACAUCAAAUAGUUGAUUAUUAUUAAAUCAAUGUGGCUUAGUGAUGAUGUUAAACAAAGUUUAACUUUUCAAAAAGGUUAGGACAAACAUGGAAUUAGAUAAAUGAAGUGUAUGAACUAUGUAAUUACAUCAUUUAUAAAAAGUUGUUUGUACAUAGUACAGUGUCUAAUGAUAUUGCAAACAGUAGUAAUUUAAAAUAGUCUGGGAUGUUGUUUAAACAAAUAUUGCUUUGAAAUUCCUUUUCCAAACUUCCAUAUUCAAGGAAUACAUUAAAUAUUACAUGCAGAACUUUUCAAAAUUAGAAUAUUGUUGACUAUUUAUGAAUUAAUGAGUUGAUAAUAGACAAAAACAAAAUAUUCUGUAUUGAUUAAUAACCAUUGUAAUCAAUUUGAAAAUUUAUUAAGAACUACAAUUUAAUGUGGUAGAAUUGAAUAGCAAUCUGUAAAACUUGCAUAACGAGUUGUAACAUGAUGCUGAAGAAAACGUUCCCUGAAUGAAUACAUAAGGACCGAAUUGUUGGGGGACAAUUUCGCAUGUUGUUUUCUGCAACACAUUUUGUAUGUAUUAUAAUGUAUUGACGUAUCCUAAAAAUUAUAUUGGCAUUGUAUAUGAACAUGUAUAUACCUUUUCUUUCUUUUUUCUGAUCUUUUUUUCUUUUUCUUUUUUGGAGUCAUUUAGUGGUAUAGAAGAUGGUAAUUUCAAUCAAUUUAAAUUUAAAUUCAGUGAACAUUAGAAAACAUCUUAGUUGUAGCCAUUAUCAUGUUUACAUGGCAUAGAAUUAUCGAUAAUAGCUUAUUGGAAUAUCUAAUUUGCGUAUUUUGUAAAAUAGUAUUUUUGUUCAUAUCGGCGAGUAUUGCAACAUGGCAUUCUUUAUUAUAGUUGUAUACAUUUUUCCACGAAAGACAUUUUAUGACAAUAAUCUGCAUCUUUUACAUGAUUAUUACAUGUAUAUACUUUUAUUUUAUCUCCUAGAUUAUAGUCAAUUAAGAUAUAUUAUUGAGUGCAUCAACAUAGUCCAAUAACCAGUUUUAUUACCGAUAUGAUUAAAAAUAUCUUGGUACAUAUUAAAGUGAUACGUACCACUAGAACGCCAAGUGGGACGUAACAUUUCUGUGUCAUCGAUUGGCGUACUACAACCUUACAGGAGUGUUAACCAAAUGAAUUGAGUGAUAUAAAGAUUGAUUAUGGGUAAUACAUAGGAUAUUAAACUCCCUACCAUUUCAUAUCAUGUUUAUGUCCUCAUGAAAUAAUUUUCAUUGUCACUCGCUAAAGCUUGUGACAGUUGAAAAAUAUUUCACUCUGGACAUAAAAAUUAUGAGAAAUGGAAGCUCAUUUAAUAUCCUAUAAAUCUGAUCCUAAAUUUCUCCUUUUUAUAAUUACUAUAUAAAACAUUUUAAAAACACGUAGAUGCCACAUUUCUGUAUGAUAGAGAUCUGAUGAUAUAACCACAUUCUACAUUACCAGAGCCCAUGUUUCUAAAACUUUAGAGUCGAGACUUAAACUUUUUAUUUCAUGACAGGCAUUCAGUUAUUAUGUGUUUGAGAUGACGUUAAAGUCUCAGAUUCUAUAAGUCUUGAGUUUAGACAGUAAAUGUUUUUUGUUAAACACCACCUAGGCCAGGAAUCACUUCUUCAGAAAAACACAGAUACCUGGGGCCUAAUUCACAAAGGUCUCUUAGGCUCUGCUAGACAACAAAGUAUCCUCUUUGCAAGUCUUUUUGCAUUGCAGUGCGAGAUCGCAAAGUUGCGAGAGUUUAGUUAAUUAGGUCCCUGGUAGAACUGUAUGAUUAAGAUCUACUCUAUGAUUACUUUUUAAUAUUACCAGCAAUAACUAUCUCAUUCUGUAUUCAGUUAAAGACACAUCUGAUGUAACUUCUGUAUGACCAUUACAUUAGUCUUUUAUUAAAGGUCCACAAUCAUGGUACAUUAAUACACAGUAUAUAUAAAAAAUACAUAAAGAUUACAUUAUUAAACAUAAAAAAACAAAAAUACCACCCCAAUUAUUAAUAAAGCAACUUUUUGUAAAACGCUCGGGGGGAGGGGGGGGGAAACGCUGAUACAGUCGAUUUGACCCGCAUCUGACCUCUCAUUUAUUAGUAGGUUAGCAUGGCGACAGCAUGUAAUGAUUCUUCGGAAAAUAGCUCAUUCUUAUCGGACGUUAGUUUGGACAUUUUGGACUUGUCGCAUUUGUCUGUUUAUUCUAAUGCUAUCUCGAUUGGUGAGGAUGAAGGAGAAAAUCCGUUAGGGGUACUUCCCUAUCAGUUUGAACCAGAGUACACUGAUAAUGAUCCGGCGAGCCAAACGUAUUUUUUAGAAAACAUCGCAUUAACAUUCGGUAGGCGUAUCUGUUUUUGUCUUUGGGCGAUGUUCAGGAUUUUUUCUAAACAAUAUUUUUCCUACAUUUAUUUUUUAAACAUAUAUAAAUGCAUCUUGUUGAGGUGUAUUUUUGUGCCAAAUAUGAACAAUGUACACCUCGACAUUAACAUUCGGGCUUUGUUUUGGUGUUCGGGCUCCGAGCUACAAAUUUGCUGAACCGGGGGGAUACAGACUUGGAACAGACAAGUUCUUUAACAAAAGUUUUGGUGCCAUUCCCAUCGACCAUCUUAGAUAAUUAUCGUAAUCCCCAGGUGUGAAGUGGUCACUGCAAAUCGUAUUCCAUCUUGAUGGUCCUUUCCAAUACAUACAUGUUCGGUUUCCAAGCAGAUAAUGUCAGUUUGUCUUUUGGAAAAAUAUGCAAACUUCUUUUGCCUUUAACUGCAGCUUUUGUACAUCCAUACACCAAAUAAUGGUUCACCAUGUUUCCCAUUUGAAAGAUAUCUUCAAAAUAAUAUUCCACACAUACAAUUCAAUUCAAUAGAAUAACAUUUUCGCGUUAUAAAAAUACACGUGUUCCACUUGCAUAUAAAAUGUCUGAAAGGCUGCAAAUCAUGCUUUCAUGUUAUGCUGGUUAGCACAUCAUGGGGUCACGUGACUUAACUCUUGGAGUGCAUAGGCUUUUUGGCAAGCGAUGGGGUGGGGGUGGGGGGGGAAGCGACUUUUUAUUGUGAAUAUAUUAAAAAUAGUUUUAAAAAAUUUAAUUUAUUUUAUUGAUACUUCAUAUAUAUUGUAAAAGGUAAACGUAGAUACCAAACAAUGGUGAAUCACGUUUUUGAUAAAUGUAGACCUUUAAACUUUUAACAGAGUUUAACAAUGUCAUAAAUUACCUGUAUGUAAUGUCAUUAAGGAUUUAGUCGAGAGUAAAGUUUCAUAAACACAGUUCGUGAGAUUACAAUUUCAGUCAAACCUCUGUAAACCAGACCCUCUGUAAACCAGAAAACCCUUUAAAAAAACCCAGACAUUUUUUUAAAAUCUGUACAGAACUUAACUUCUCUAAACUGGAUACCUCAUAAAACUGGACAUUUUA